AUGUCAAAUCACUCAUCCUCUACCCCUGGUGGCGAUCCUUACCACAGCACUUACGAGGUCAACGUCCCAGUCCGCAACGGACGAACCUCAUCACCAAAAGUUGAGAACCCAGAGAUCCGCAUCCCCAGGAUAAAGCCAGUCUCGGAUACCAGCAGUGGUGCCAGCACAGACCAGCAGAAGCAGCAGCAGCAAGAAGGAGGGGACUCUUCAGCUCACUCAACAAUGCCUCAGCCACAAAACCAGGAACUCCAGAAACUAGCUGCUGGUCUUGAAGGCAAAUACGUCGACGAGUUCGGCAACAUCCUCGACUGGGAUGGCACCGUCCUCGGUCGAGUACAGGGCGACCUACCUUCCAUGGUAGGGCGACCAGUCACGGCAGACGGUCAAGUUCUCGACGAGGACGGUGAAGUGGCUGGUCAAGUAUGCGACAACUACAUUGAACCUGAGCCUCCAAAACUCAAGCCCCUGGCAGCAGGAGGACUCAAAGUCGAUGAUGAAGGCAACAUCUAUGAUGACCAAGGAAACAAGAUUGGCAAGCUCGACCAGCCGAUAAAAGACGGAGCCGACAAAGUUUCCGAGAACAACAGCAGCAUCAGCCCGAGACCUAGCGAUCAAAAGCAGGGACAAGGUCAAGGUCAAAGUCAACAGGGCCAGGGUGGUGGAAAUGCCGGCACCGCCAACGAUGGCGCUCCUAAGCCGCCGAGGCCUGACGAGUUGUUCCUGGAUGUCAAGUCGACGUACGAUGGAAUUCAGCUCACUAUCAAGAUUCCUACCGUAUUCAACAGCACCAUGAUGCGAGAGACCAAGAGCAGCGGCAGCCAGACGACAGAGACAGCAGCUGGAUCAAGUAGUGAUAAUCGAUAA
Messenger RNA from Fusarium coffeatum, 864 nucleotides. RefSeq lists its product as uncharacterized. The transcript has a single exon. NCBI's taxonomy places the organism in Eukaryota, Fungi, Ascomycota, Sordariomycetes, Hypocreales, Nectriaceae. Bases 1 to 864 code for a protein of 287 amino acids. The record is from RefSeq and is a predicted model, not a curated record.